Molecule: messenger RNA, 2058 nt
Organism: Eptesicus fuscus (big brown bat)
Lineage: Eukaryota; Metazoa; Chordata; Mammalia; Chiroptera; Vespertilionidae
Gene: SSX2IP
Product: SSX family member 2 interacting protein
Exons: 14
Coding region: 133-1959 (608 amino acids)
Source: RefSeq, a predicted model, not a curated record
GGACGCCGAGCGGUGUCUCCCCGCGGCUCUCGGGGACGUGACGGAGAUGCCUACAUAGAAGAGUGACAGCAGCUGGACUAAAUGUUUCACUGCUGAACUGGUUCCUCAGGUAUCCUGGCUCUGGCAACUGCUAUGGGAGAUUGGAUGACGGUUACAGAUCCAGAAAGCAAAAAUAUCUCUCAAUAUACCUCAGAAACAAAGAUGUCUCCAUCAAGUCUAUAUUCACAGCAAGUGCUCUGUUCUUCAAUACCUUUAUCAAAAAAUGUGCACAGUUUUUUCAGUGCCUUCUGCACAGAAGAGAAUAUUGAACAAAGUAUUUCAUAUCUUGAUCAGGAAUUGACUACUUUCGGUUUUCCUUCAUUAUAUGAAGAAUCCAAAGGUAAAGAGACAAAGAGAGAAUUAAAUAUAGUUGCAGUUUUAAACUGUAUGAAUGAGCUACUUAUUCGUCAGCGGAAGAACCUUCUAGCUCAGGAAAAUGUGGAAACACAAAAUCUGAAACUGGGAAGUGAUAUGGACCAUCUACAAAGCUGCUAUGCAAAACUCAAGGAACAACUGGAAACCUCCAGGAGAGAAAUGAUUGGGCUUCAGGAAAGAGACAGACAGUUACAAUGCAAGAACAGGAAUUUGCAUCAGUUACUGAAAAAUGAGAAAGAUGAGGUACAAAAAUUACAGAAUAUUAUUGCUAGUCGAGCUACUCAAUAUAAUCAUGAUAUGAAGAGAAAAGAGCGUGAAUAUAAUAAACUAAAGGAACGUCUACAUCAACUUGUUAUGAACAAGAAGGAUAAAAAAAUAGCUAUGGAAGUUUUGAAUUAUGUGGGGAGAGCUGAUGGAAAAAGAGGCUCUUGGAGGACUGGUAAAAGUGAAGCAAGGAAUGAAGAUGAAAUGUAUAAAAUUCUCUUGAAUGAUUAUGAAUAUCGUCAGAAACAAAUCCUAAUGGAAAAUGCUGAACUUAAGAAGGUUCUUCAGCAAAUGAAAAAGGAAAUGAUUUCUCUUCUUUCUCCCCAAAAGCAGAAACCUAUAGAAAAGGCAGAUGAUAGCACAGGAACUGGUAUCUCUGAUGUUGAAGAAGAUCCUGGGGAACUGAGCAGAGAGAGUAUAUGGGACCUUUCCUGUGAAACUGUGAGAGAGCAGCUUACAAACAGCAUCAGGAAACAGUGGAGAAUUUUGAAAAGUCAUGUAGAAAAACUUGAUAACCAAGUUUCAAAGGUACACCUAGAAGGUUUUAAUGAUGAAGAUGUAAUUUCACGACAAGACCAUGAGGAAGAAACCGAAAAACUUGAGUUAGAAAUUCAGCAGUGUAAAGAAAUGAUUAAAACUCAACAACAACUUUUACAGCAGCUUGCUACUACAUGUGAUGACGAUACCACUUCACUGCUACGAGACUGUUAUUUGUUGGAAGAAAAGGAGCGCCUCAAAGAAGAGUGGUCCCUAUUUAAAGAGCAAAAAAAGAAUUUCGAGAAAGAAAGACGAAGCUUUACGGAAGCUGCCAUUCGCCUAGGAUUGGAGAGAAAGGCAUUUGAAGAAGAAAGAGCCAGCUGGUUAAAGCAACAGUUUUUAAAUAUGACUACCUUUGACCACCAGAAUUCAGAAAAUGUGAGACUUUUCAGUGCCUUCUCAGGAAGUUCUGACCGGGACAAUCUUACAGUGCACUCAAGGCCACGACAGAAGCCCUACAGGGUGUCUAACGGGUCUACAGUUUGUACCUCUAAACUCACAAAAUCUCUUCCUGCUUCUCCUUCAACUUCAGACUUUUGCCAGACACGUUCCUGUGUAUCUGAACAUAGUUCAAUCAAUGUGCUAAAUAUGACUCCAGAAGAGACUAGACCGAAUCAGGUUGGAGGAGAAUGUGCAAAUCAGAAGUGGAGCGUGGCUUCGAGACCUGGGUCACAGGAAGGGUGCUGUAGUGGGUGCUCCUGGACCUCCACAAAUUCUCACGUAGAGAAAGAUGGCUUACCUUAGCCGUGUGGACCGGAACUUUUGUCAUUAAUACGUUCAUCCAACUGCACAUCUAAAUUGAAACAGGGUGUGUCAUAAAGUUGGUCAUCUCUAAUAAUUUAA